AGGGGCGUGCAGCUCGCUUGCCAAUCAGAGUGCGGCUGAGCUGCCGGACAGCCAACCCCGGAGGAGCGGCCGGCUGGCGGCCGCCGCACCAAGGAGUUGGGAUGUCCUACAAACCUAUCGCGCCCGCCCCCAGCAGUACCCCGGGCUCCAGCACCCCCGGACCAGGCACCCCGGUCCCUACAGCCGGAAGUGUCCCAUCGCCAUCGGGCUCAGUGCCAGGAGCUGCAGCACCUUUCAGACCACUGUUUAAUGACUUUGGCCCGCCCUCCAUGGGGUAUGUACAGGCAAUGAAGCCACCCGGUUCCCAGGGCUCUCAGAGCACCUACACGGACCUGCUGUCUGUCAUAGAGGAGAUGGGCAAAGAGAUCCGGCCCACCUAUGCCGGUAGCAAGAGUGCCAUGGAGCGCCUGAAGAGAGGCAUCAUCCACGCUCGGGCACUAGUCAGAGAGUGCUUGGCAGAGACAGAACGAAAUGCCCGCACGUAACAGGAAGCACCUUGACCUCUUCGUCGGGACCUUUCCGGCCACUGCAGGGCACCUGCUUCUCCCUGGCCUUCGCCCCAAGUUGCUUCCUAUACUGGGUUUCCUGUCCUGUGUCCCUUGGUAGGCGCCCUCCAGGAACCAGGUAGCAGAUCUUCGUCCAGUUGGCUGUACAAACUGGUCUCCUCCCUCUGCAGGAGUGCCGAGAGGCCACUGUGAGUCCCUUCCACGACCUGCUCACAGUGCUGAUCUAACUGGAGCUUGCUCCUCUCUGUGGCCCCACCACACGGCACUUACUCCUUAACUCUCCGUCCAGGUAGCCUCCUCCCUCUCCAGCAGGAGUGCAGAAGGCCUCCCUGCCUCAUCUCUGGGGCCACAGCCGACUCUUUUUUUGGUGUGUCUUUUACUAAAUAUGCUCUUUUUGUAUAAAUAAAAGAUGAUUUGGAGUCAUUCUCUCAA
Messenger RNA from Grammomys surdaster, 938 nucleotides. RefSeq names its product cyclin dependent kinase 2 associated protein 2 (gene Cdk2ap2). The coding region runs from base 102 to 485 and encodes 127 amino acids. The transcript has 4 exons. NCBI's taxonomy places the organism in Eukaryota, Metazoa, Chordata, Mammalia, Rodentia, Muridae. Gene Ontology annotation, biological process: negative regulation of G1/S transition of mitotic cell cycle; regulation of microtubule cytoskeleton organization. Gene Ontology annotation, cellular component: cytoplasm; microtubule; nucleus. The record is from RefSeq and is a predicted model, not a curated record.